AUGAACUUUUGGACUGAGCACCUGGAGAAAGCCCACACAUGGAAGAACUACCUCCAGGCCGGCACCAAGAGCUGGAAGCCGCCGGCACACAGCUGGACAACAUCCCCCAAGGAUCCGACCAUCCCUGGGAGGGGGGGCGGCUGGUUCUGGGCUCUGCUGCCAACACCUGGGCCCACUCGAUAUUCCUCGGUGGGCUGCAGCCCUCCGGUCGACAGGUGUUCCCACCUGAGCCUCGGCCUGCUGGACUUCGGGGCCUCCUACACCUUCGUCCUCUCAGAGGUCUCUGGUCAGAUUGAGGCUGUGAAGCUGGAGGACGUGGCGGCUAACGACCUCGAUCAGGCUUCCUUGUCUCUGCCCUCCAGGGAGGACUACACCACCAACACUUCCUCGGCUAAGAUGUACCGCGCGGCGCUCCUCAGCCUGAUGGUGGACGUGGCCGUGAUGCUUGGCGCCCCGGAGAAAGCGGCCCAGACCCAGAUGGAAAAAGCUCUGGCUUUCGAGACCAAACUGGCCCAUAUCCUGAUUCCGUACGAAAACCGGACCAGUGAGAGCAUGUACAACAGAUACACUCUGUCCCGCCUCCAGCGCUCCAUCCCACAGUUAAAUGGCUUUUCCAUCUUAACCAACCGGAUCCGACAGCUAACGCUCGUUAGCAUGAAGACCCUCCGGGGUUUUGUGAGCGCACAAAUGCAGAAAGCCACCGUGGGAACGCUGUUCUUAAACGUCCUGAUGACCCCUCCGGAGCGGGCUGCAGAUGGGGUUGCCGUGGCGACCGGAGUUUCCCAAAAAUCCAGCCAGGAGGAGUUCUGCGUGACCCCCGAAUGCAUCGAAGCAGCGGGGUCUAUUCUCAGUAAAAUAGACCAGUCUGUGAACCCCUGCGAGGACUUCUACAGCUACUCCUGUGGAGGCUGGUUAAAGGAGAACCCAAUCCCCGAAGACUCCUCUUCCUACGGGAUCUACCCCUGGCUGCGCCAGCACGUGGACAACAAACUCAAAGAGUUACUGGAAGCUCCUUCAGAUGCUGAUGAGCUGCAGGCCGUGUCCAAAGCCAAGAUCCUCUACCGCUCCUGCAUGAAUGAAUCCCUCCUGGAGGACGCGGACGCCAAACCGAUGCUGCGGACCCUGCGGCGGCCGGCCUUCCGCUGGCCGCUGGUGGGGGAGGGUCUGGGCGGGGACUACCGCUGGGCCCAGAGCCAGUGGAGCCUGCUGGAGACUUUGGCCCAGAUCAGGAACCAGCACAGCAAGAGCGUCCUCAUCCGCCUCUACGUCUCCCCCGACGACAAAAACUCCUCCCACUACAUCAUCAAGCUCGAUCAGGCUUCCUUGUCUCUGCCCUCCAGGGAGGACUACACCACCAACACUUCCUCGGCUAAGAUGUACCGAGCUGCGCUCCUCAGCCUGAUGGUGGACGUGGCCGUGUUGCUUGGCGCCCCGGAGAAGGCGGCCGAGACCCAGAUGGAAAAAGCUCUGGCUUUCGAGACCAAACUGGCCCAUAUCCUGAUUCCGUACGAAAACCGGACCAGUGAGAGCAUGUACAACAGAUACACUCUGUCCCGCCUCCAGCGCUCCAUCCCACAGUUUGACUGGCUGGGGUUUGUGAAGGCCGUGGUGGAGUCGGAGGAUGACCCGGGCCGGACCGUCUCCUCCUCUGAGCCCGUCAUCGUUAGAGCGCCCCAGUACUUCAAAGACCUCAUGAAGCUCCUCAACGCCACAGACUCCAGGACGGUGGCCAACUAUGUCCAGUGGAGGACGGUUUUUUCCAGAAUCACCACCCUGAGCCGGCGCUUCCUCUACAGAUACCUGGACUACGCCCGGAUAACAACAGGAACCACGUCCCUGACCCCCCGCUGGGAUAAAUGUGUGAACUACGUGGAAAACUCCCUGGUUUACGCCACCGGACGCCUGUUCGUCGACACACACUUCCAGGAGGACAAGAAACAAAUGAUGGAGGAGCUGAUCGAGGGCGUCCGAUGGGCAUUUAUUGACAUGCUGGAGAAGGAGAACGACUGGAUGGAUAAACCAACCAAGAAGAGAGCAGUAGAAAAGGCUCAUGCGGUCCUGGCUAAGGUCGGCUACCCCGAGUUUAUUUUAAAUGACACCUACCUCAAUGAAGACUUAAACCAGCUCCAGUUCGACGAGAAGGAUUACUAUGGAAACGUGAUGCAGACCUUGAAGUUCAUCGGCCAAUCGGAUGUGGCCUGGCUCCGGAAGAGCGUCCCGCGGACAGAAUGGUUUACAAACCCAACUACUGUGAAUGCCUUCUACAGUUCAUCCACAAACCAAAUCCGCUUCCCUGCUGGAGAGCUUCAGAAACCCUUCUUCUGGGGAAAAGAGUAUCCACGAUCUUUGAGUUACGGCGCCAUUGGGGUGAUAGUUGGACAUGAAUUAACACACGGCUUUGACAAUAACGGUCGCAAAUAUGACAAAAACGGGAAUCUGGACCAGUGGUGGAGCGAGUCUUCAGUAACGGCCUUUAACGAGAAAACUCAGUGUAUGAUUGACCAGUACAACGGUUACCACUGGAGCGAAGCUGGACUCCACGUUCGCGGGAAGAGGACCCUGGCAGAAAACAUAGCAGACAACGGGGGAAUAAGAGAAGCAUUCAGGGCGUACAGGCGGUGGGUGGAUGAGAGCAGAGGUGGUGUGGAGGAACCCCUCCUGCCAGGAGUUUCACUAAAUAACAACCAGCUCUUUUUCCUGAGCUUUGCACACGUUCGAUGUAAUUCAUACAGACCAGAAGCAGCCAGGGAGCAGAUCCAAAAUGGAGCCCACAGUCCCCCGAAAUACAGAGUUAUUGGAGCAAUGAGCAACUACGAGGAGUUCCAGAAAGCGUUCGGCUGUCCUGAUUCCUCGGUUAUGAACCGGGGGGGGCAGUCCUGCCGGGUGUGGUGAAUCGGGGCACCACUGUUUACGUUGUGAUUUUAAAAACUAACCUGAGAUAAAGCUGUUUGCCUCUGAAACUAACUGUUUGGGAUAUUUUACAGCUCUUCACACUCUUCAAAUAUAUUUCAUAUUAAUCCUUUCUACACUUAUACAUAAAUUAUUACUUAAUGUCAAAACGACAUGUAACAAAGUCGGUUUUACAGCCUUUACAUUUUUUAGUGAUUCUAAUCUCUAUGGUGAUUAAUAAGAAAUAUUGUAGAUGUGAUUAGAUUUUAAAAGCGAGUUGUGUGAUUUCAGUUUUUCUAUUUCCAUAAAUUAUUCUGAACACAGAAAACCAAAUAUCAGUUAACAUCAGGGCCUUUUUUAUCAAUACUUUAAUUAAUUAAUGUCAAAACUAAAAAUGAAACAGAGAAAUGAUGAUUCAUAUAAAAAUAUAUAUGUACAUAAAUAUGUACGCACAUACACAUUUGCGCAUUUCUCCUAUUAUAUUUCUAAGGACAUGGACCCAAAAUCUCUUUCUUUAUUUUUUACCUUGUUUUUAGGUUUGUGGGAGUGCUUUAUGUUGUUUAACUCAUAUUUUGUGCAUUUAUUGAGAAGUCAGUUAAAUGGUUAAAUGUGAUUAUGAAAAAGCAUCUCAGCUCAGAAAAAACUAAGUUAGUUUUUUAUCUUUACAUUAACUGAAGAUGGUGGAUAACAUAUUACAGUACACUAUAUUUUAAUCCAUGUUUGGUUUGUUAAAAUACCUUUCUGGAACAUUAUUUCUCCCUUUAAAAUGGCUCUGAAAUGGAUUUAACAUUUGCCCAUAAUCUCUUUAUUAUGAAACCAUUUUACAUUACUCAUUAGGAUAUUUUAUUUUUAUUUUAUGGUCCAACUUGAUACAAUUUUGUAUCUAAGAUGCAUAAUAUAGAUCUAUUUCAAUAAGCUAUUAGUUAUGUUUCUGUACUCUCAUUUUUGGUGCCAAGUAAAGGUCAAUACACAUUUUUCCAUGCUGGACUUCUGUGGGAACAUUUUAACAUAAAAAUCUCAUUGUGCCAUUAAAAACGGAUUUCUGCCAAGUGAGCUCUGACAGAUGUUGCACACUGGAUCUUUAACACUGAGGCUCUGUCCAUUUAAGCUUUUAGUUGGAGAAAUGUAAUAAAAUAUGUGUUUUAUAUCAUUUUUACAGUUACUUGGAUGGUGUUGUUUCACUUAUCUAGCUGCAUUUUAUCAAGAAAGUUCUUAAAAUCUUAUCCUAGUACACUUAUAAUCACUCUAAAUAUGAUCCAGUUAAAUACUAAUCGUUAUUUUUCUGAUAUACAAUAUAAAUGUAUAUAUAAAAAAGCUACACAAACCAAUGAAUUGCUUCAAAUCCUGACUUUGAUUCAUGCACAUGGUCACAGUGGGAGGGAAAAAUCCCUUUAAACAGGAAGGGCAGGAUAAAAAAAGACAGGAAAAACAGAAACUUGUUGGGAAAAGAACAAUUCUCCAUUAGCUUUGCCUGUAGCCACCAAAUAUAAGCUGAACGGAGCGUAAUUGUUCAAUAUAUUUGGAAUAUUUUAGAUUUUUAGAUCAAAUACCAUCCUCUAUUUGUCUUAAUUCAGAAAAAAAAAUACAAAUAAUUCUAUUCUCCAAAAUGGUCCCUUCAGAUGAAUGAUUUGAAACGUUCAUGGCUUAUUUCUGAAUUAUAAACAUCUGUUGCUCUUCUGUGUGAUUACACAAUGUUUAUGACCAUUUAUUUAUUUUCUUAUUACUGCUACAUGUCGCGUUUUUUUCUUAAAAAUCAGAUAUUUUUGUAACUGUGAAGGAAUUUAGCGUCU
Messenger RNA from Menidia menidia (Atlantic silverside), 4679 nucleotides. The record is from the annotation of a GenBank genome assembly. Lineage: Eukaryota; Metazoa; Chordata; Actinopteri; Atheriniformes; Atherinopsidae.